Molecule: messenger RNA, 954 nt
Organism: Brenthis ino (lesser marbled fritillary)
Lineage: Eukaryota; Metazoa; Arthropoda; Insecta; Lepidoptera; Nymphalidae
Source: the annotation of a GenBank genome assembly
AUGUCGAAAGUGCUAUCGGCACUAGGUGGUGCUCUGCCAGAUGAGAGGCCACUGCUAUCUCUCCAAAUAGUGGAGAGUGUAGCAAAGUGUCCAGCAGGAUACUGGCCAGUGAGCAGGACAUACGAUGAAGAUGCAGAUGCAGGAUUACUCCGCCAGUCUGGCCUAUUUGGCAAGAAGCCCAGCCAUUACAUAUGCUUAUCUAAGUCUGAGGGAGUGCCUGGAUAUGUGAUGGACGGGGUGUUAGUGCUGGGCGAGCGUGAAGCCACGCCGGCGGGGUACAGCGUGGCGGGAAGGGCGGGCAAGCGGCGUCUCUGCACGCAUGUGUCGAGGCAAGCGCCGGCAGCCGCGCCGCCGGUCACCGACGUCAUCGUGUGCUCCAAGAUGCGCUCCGCCCCGAAAGGGUUCGUGUUGGCUGGGGAGAUCAACGGCAAAGUAGUAUGUUACAAAGUGAGCGGCGGCAGUUCGGACACGUCGCCCACGCACGCGCCCAACGAAUACGAGAACGUCGUCACCAACCUCACGCCUGAAGCCGCGAGAAGAUUGAAGCCUGCGCCAGAGCGACCACCAAAGCUUUCUCCGCUAAUAGCCGAAUUAAGUAUAGAGGAGUUCACAUCCGACCACGACUAUGAAGCCCUAAGCCCUUCUUACAACCUGAAGCCGGCGAGACCGGCGCCCCGGCCGCCCUCAGCGAAGUCGCCGGUCCCUCACAACAGUCCCGGACCGAAGUCACCGCCGGCGGUCGGAAGGAAGAAGGGGCCCGCUCCUUUGCCAAAAGUCUCAAACUACCAAACUCUAGGCGGAUAUAACGGGAUGGAAGGCGUUCCGUUGGUUCUAAAUCCGAAGUUGAGAGGACUUCCGAGUGAUACUCUGGCACAACUACCAAUAAUAAAACAACGCACUCGCUUCGACCUCGACCGCGACUACGCCUACAAUUUCGCCGUCGAGCGUCAGACG